UCCCUUUCACACCAUUUUUACAGUUUUUUCGUUUCCUGAUAUUUACAGAAGUAGCCCUCACUAACAUUCAUACUGCAAUAGAAAAAGACCCUUUUGCCCUUUCAGAGUCUCUCUCUCUCUCUCUCUCUCUCUCUCUCUCUCUGAGCAGAUGCAUCGCAAUUCCAUCACCUCAAUCCGCCUAAUCCUGCUAAAAUCAAUCCACCCUCCAUUUCUACCCGCUUCCACAACCCCCACCAAUUCACUAACAUCCACCACCUCCUUCUCAUCCCUUCAACCACAACCAAAAACACCCACUUCAACCUAUCUCUCCUCCUUCCUCUCCCCCACCCAAACUCCCAAUAUAGUCACUCUCAUCUCCUCAUCCCUUAAACAGAACAAUGGAAUCUUCUCACCCCAUGACAAACAAUUCCUUCCCCAGCUGGGCCCACCUGAAAUCUCAAAAAUCUUGCUAAGGUGCCAGUCUGACCCUCCCACAGCCUCCAGUUUCUUCAAUUGGGUGAUCAAAUCUCAACCAUCCAUCAAACCCACCUCCCAAAAUUAUUGCAUUUUUAUCCACAUCUUGACAUGGUCUCGCAACUUCGCUGGAGCAAUGAAAUCCCUAUCGGAAUUGAUUGGAUUGCAUCCAAUUGGAAACCCGGUUGAUGGUGUUUUCCGGGAUUUGGUUUCAUCGACCGAUGGGUGCAAUUGGGAUCCCGUCAUUUUCGAUAUGCUUAUCAAAGCAUAUGUUAAGAACAGGCGGGCCCGAGAAGGGUUUGAAGUUUUUAGAAAGACUGUAGAGAUUGGGUUUGUUCCCGACGUCAGUGCUUGUAAUUGUCUUUUAAAUGGUUUGCUGAGGGCGGGCCUUUCCAAUUUGUGUUGGGUGGUUUAUGAAGAGAUGGGGCGAAUUGGGGUUGGCCCGAAUUCAUAUACUUUCAACAUAUUGACUCGAGUUGUUUGUAAGGAUGGUGAUGUAGAUAAGGUGGGAGAGUUCUUGGAGAAGAUGGAGGAAGACGGAUUUGAUCCGGAUGCAGUGACGUACAAUAUACUAAUCGAUACCUAUUGCAGGAACAGGAGAUUGGGGAAUGCUUUCUAUCUUUAUAAGAUCAUGUACCGGAGGGGUGUCCCGCCAGACCUGGUUACGUAUACCAUUCUGGUCAAUGGAUUGUGCAAGGAAGGGAAGGUGAAGGAGGCCCAUCAGCUUUUCCAUCGGAUGGUUCAUAGAGGGUUGAAUCCAGACAAUGUUGUGUACAAUUUCCUUAUCUCAGGCUACUGCAAGGAGGGGAAGUUGCGGGAAUCAAGGUCAUUGUUGGAUGAGAUGAUCCAGAAUGGGUUGAUGCCUGAUACUUUCACUUUGGUGGCCCUUGUUGAAGGGUACAAGAAGGGUGGCCGGUUGCUUUCGUUUUUGAAUUUGGUUGCGCAUUUGCAGAGAUUGGGUUUUUCAAUCUCUGUUGAGAUUUAUAGUAACAUUAUCAAGGCUCUGUGUGAGGAAAAUAAGCCAAAUGCGGCAAAAAAUCUCUUGGACAGAAUGUUUCAAGAUGGGCAUGCACCCAAUCUGGAGAUUUACAAUGCACUGAUCGAAGCUUUUUGCACAUGCAAUGGUGAAAUGGAGGCAGUUGGAUUGAAGGAUGAGAUGAUUGAUAAAGGCAUUAGACCUGAUUUGGCUACAUACAGGGCUCUUAUUGCGUGCUUGUGUGGACUGAGUAGAAGCAUCGAUGGAGAAUGCUUGAUGAGAGAAAUGGUUGAAUCUGGCUUAGUGCCCGACUCGGUGAUUUGCGCCGUCUUGAUAAAUGGGUAUUGUAAGGAAAGAGAUUUUAAGAAGGCGGAAUCCCUUCUGUGCUACUUCGCAGAGAAAUUUCAUUUGUAUGAUAUUGCAAGCUACAAUGUGAUUAUCAAAGUAUACUGUGAUGAAGGCAGUGUGGCCAAAUCAUUAGAGCUGCAGGAUAGGAUGUUGAAAUUGGGUUAUGUACCAAAUAGCCAGACGUGCAAGUCUCUGAUCGAUGGAUUGUUGAGAAGUAGAGGACGUGGAUAGUUGGCCCUGCUCAUAUGAAUGAAAACCUCUCACCAUGACUCUGCCUCUUACAUACUCUAGAGCAAAUGAUUGUGGGAUCCUUGUAAUGAGAUCCAGUUUCAAGUCAGCAUUGGGUACUAUCUUCCUCAAUGGGCAAACAGUUCUUCUGGGCUAUUUAGUGGCCGUCUAUCUGCAAAUUGAGAUCUUUAACUUUGUAUGGUGAUCUUAAAAAUAAAAAAAAUAAAAAAAAAAGCUCAAACAGUGAAGAGAAACAAGUGUGAGAAGAAAACCGUACUGCUAACCUACUUCAGGUAACUUACAGCAGAUGUUUUGCUAAUCCUUGAUGCAUGUAUAGCCAAUGCUCCAGCACACAUUCUGAGCCGGCAAAUGUGUGAAUAUCUGAGUGUAUUCUCAACAUUCAGAUAACCCGGCUUAAAAUAAGGGUUGUCAGAUGUGUAUCUAGAUCUGUGUGUACCAAAAACAUCUGAUCCAAUUUAAUUUGGAUCUGGAUCCAAAAUUUUGGACUUGAUUAAUAAAUGGGUUAGUUUCAGGUCCAACAACUCCAAUUAGGUUAGAAAUUGGUUUACCUACCCUUUUAGGUACCUGAAUUUAUGAUUUUUUUAGUUUAGUCCUUUAUUUGUUUAUUGUGUUUAAAACCUUACAACAAGGAUAUUUCUUGUGUGGACAUGAAUAUGGAUCUAAGCCAAUUCUAAAGCAUAAUUCAUUCUCAAAAUUAGAACCGAUAGGACCUGAUGGUAUACCCAAAUUUGGCUUGAUUUGGAUAUGAUGCCUCAUAUAUGUUACCAUAUCCAAACAUGAUAGGGCCUGUGAUCUCAACAACCCUACUCAAGCCCGGUGUGAAAAUGUCCCUGCAUUAAUCACUCCCGGUGAGGAGUCUCCAACAUGAGACCUCCCGCUCUGAUACCAAUUUGUUGUAGCACAAUUAACCACUUGCUCUAAAAGCUCGAAUUGUUAGAGCAUGGUGAAUCAAUCCCUUUAUCUUAUAGCCCAGGCCCCACAUCUCAUGGGUUACAAUCUUAGCCGAAUCCCCCUCAUGGGCCCCAAAUCAUAUGGG
Messenger RNA from Magnolia sinica, 3062 nucleotides. Its product is annotated as pentatricopeptide repeat-containing protein At5g40400. Gene Ontology annotation, molecular function: protein binding. The transcript has 2 exons. The record is from RefSeq and is a predicted model, not a curated record. Lineage: Eukaryota; Viridiplantae; Streptophyta; Magnoliopsida; Magnoliales; Magnoliaceae. Bases 149 to 2008 code for a protein of 619 amino acids.